AUGCCAGAAGGACUGGUUCGCUGUGUGUUCAUAGAAAGCACACUGAGAGAAAUUAAGACCGAAAAGUCUCACAUCACCUGGGUUUAUCUGCGGUCAGAUGAAGCUGGCUGUUAUCAUAAUAACUCCCUCAUUGCAGCAGCAAGAGGAAUUGAUAAGCGAGUUGGUUUAGAAGUUUGUCGGUACGACUUUUCAGAGCCACAAUAUGGUAAGGAUGUAUGUGAUAGAAUUCUGUGUCCGAUGAAAACAUGCAUCCGACGUUUCUGCAACGAAGGACACGACAUUCAAUCAGCGGGAGACAUUAGGAGGGCACUUUCUGAAAGACCAGUGAAAGGUACAUCCGCAUGCGUUUGCGAAGUUGACGAGGCGAAGAUAACCGGCCUAGAAGUGAACAAGAUAGAUGGUUUUAGCAAGCUUCACAAUGUCCAGUUUGAGGAGAAAGGUAUUCGUGUGUGGAGGUCGUACCGAAUAUGGCGUGGCAAGGAAAUCUCUUUUGACCAGCUGGUGUUAAAGGGCCAAGGGGACACUGGUAUCGUUGUUAGUGAAAAAUCUUUCCCUCUUCAUGAUGCACGUGUUUAUCAAUGCUCAGAUCCUGUGACAGAGAGUUCAGAAGAAGAGAAUGACUGGGACGAUUCGAAUAUAAGCAUGUUUGAAUGUUCCGAGCCUGGAUGCGUGAAGAGUUUCCAAACAUUUUCAGAGCUCGAGUCACAUUUGGACGUAGGGGAUCAUUGCGUCAAAGAUGAAAGGCCGUCAGAAACGUUAUAUGACAAGCUUCGAAGAGAUUGGGCAGACAGAUUUAUUACGUCAGUCAACGUCACUGAAAAUGAACCGUCUGAACCUAAUAUCUGCCAAAGUGAAAAUGUCUCAAUACCCGCGUUGCACACUGUCAUUAUGGGCUGGGCCCUACACAGGCCACGAGCAGGAUCCAUUAGAUUAACUGACAAAGUUAAGAAAUAUCUAACUGCAAAGUGUGACCUAGGGGAAUAA
Messenger RNA from Pocillopora meandrina, 984 nucleotides. The record is from the annotation of a GenBank genome assembly. NCBI's taxonomy places the organism in Eukaryota, Metazoa, Cnidaria, Anthozoa, Scleractinia, Pocilloporidae.